Molecule: messenger RNA, 3824 nt
Organism: Halichondria panicea
Lineage: Eukaryota; Metazoa; Porifera; Demospongiae; Suberitida; Halichondriidae
Product: ubiquitin carboxyl-terminal hydrolase 4-like
Exons: 24
Coding region: 111-3662 (1183 amino acids)
Biological process (GO): protein deubiquitination
Molecular function (GO): cysteine-type deubiquitinase activity
Source: RefSeq, a predicted model, not a curated record
GGAAAUCCCCUGUACAAUCAGCUAUAUACGUUUGCCCGGCGCCCGGCCGUAUACCGUAGAAUAAGUUUUUGACCGUUUUCUAGGUCAGAGAAGAGAGUAAGUAAUCCGACAUGUCUACUGAGGACGACCCGGAGCCCAUGGAUACUGGGCAGACAACUCAAGAGGCGCCCAAAUCCAAUUUGUCUGUAGUUCUUGAGAUACUAGAAGUUGUACUGGAUAAAUGGUACGAAAUUGGGACAGACCUGAAAGUGGACGCAAGCAUUCUGCACAUUCUCGAUAAAGAAUUUAGGAACGUGAAGACAACGGAGGAAAAGAAUGUGAGGAUUCAGAGGAUUUUGAUUGAGUGGGCGGGUCGUGAGGGUGUGGAGAUGGUGGAGCUCAUGAACGCUGUGAGGGCGUGUGAUGAGGGGGUGGCUGAUCGUCUACAAGUGAUGAAAGACAUACUGCCUGUGGAACUGAUCCAAGCACAGGUCAAAGGUGAACCUGACAAAGGGACAGAGGUCAAAGAAGAAGGCAACAAAGAACAAAGAGGAGAUGGAGAUGAGGUCAACCAAGAAGGGGGUGAAGGCGGCAAAAAAGAGAAAGAAGACGAUGCUGCAAUGGACGUCAAAGUUGAAGGCAACAAAGAAAAAGAUGGCGAUGCUGAAAUGGAGGUCAAAGGUGAAGGCAACAAAGAGAAAGAUGACAAUGAUGCAGUGGACGUCAAAGUUGAAGAUCCUCCAGAUAUUGAGACACAGAGGAAAGAAAUACAGGCGGCUCUGAAACAGCAGCUCAAGAACGGACAAGUCUGGUUUCUUGUGGACAUUCGCUGGAUGAAGCAAUGGAAGAAGUACGUUGGCUACGACAUGUGGGAUCAAUCUUCAGCUGGUAAAGAGUCGUCCAAUCCUGGCCCCAUCGACAACUCGAACCUCUUCAAAGACGAUAGCCUCCGAGAGCACCUGAUGGAUGAGUUGGAUUAUUAUCUGAUUCCAGAGUCGGCCUGGAACAAGUUGUCCAAAUGGUACAACCACAGCUCAGGGUCAAAGGUCAUAUCAAGGAGGGCGGUAGAAUAUGGACUGUACAUGAAGCACUGCAAGGUGGAGGUGUAUCUGUUGGAGUUUAAGAUCUGUAUUCAUCCAAACCUCAACGAUAUCAAGAAGAGGGAGUUCAGUAGAGCAGACACUGUUGCUGACCUGGAGGCUGCCAUACAGGGGGAAUUCCAGAUCCCCUCAGACACAGAGUGUCGUGUAUGGCAUCGCUAUAUGACACACACGUACGAGCUCCUCUCCAAUCCUGACCAAUCACUGCAGGACGCUGGCCUCUACAACGGACAGACCAUUGUGCUGGAGAAAAAGAACGAAGAUGGAUCCUGGCCGCGGGCCACCUCUACCGUUUCCUCGACAACGCAUUCGACACGUUCCUCGGACAAUAUUGGGAGCAGCUCAACACGAUCGGGGGGCAGUAGCUCCUAUGGUUCCUAUGGCAACAGUGGAUCCUAUUGGUCCUCCUACAACAACCAACCAACUGAUCCGGGGCUCUGUGGACUCAGUAACCUUGGCAAUACGUGCUUCAUGAACUCUGCACUCCAGUGUCUCAGUAACACAGCUCCUCUGACGGAGUACUUUCUGGGGACAGAGGCUGGCUACAAACCAUACAAGAAGCACAUCAAUGCAGACAACCCCCUAGGAAUGGGUGGGGCUAUUGCCGAGGCGUAUGGUGCUCUAUUGGAGGAUAUAUGGAGUGGCAAGUGCAGCGUGGCUGCCCCUAGACAGUUCAAGACGAGUGUGGGCCGCUAUGCCCCACAGUUUGUCGGCUAUGCUCAGCACGACUCUCAAGAGCUACUGGCCUUCCUAUUGGACGGGCUACACGAGGACCUCAACCUCAUCAAGAAGAAGCCAUACGUGGACAUGACUGUGGCUACUAAAGGACGAGACGAGAAGGAAAUAGCGGAGGAGACGUGGUACAAGUACCUCCAACGCAAUCAAUCAGUGAUUGUCAAGUUGUUUCAAGCGCAGUUAAGGUCGACACUCAUCUGUCCCAAGUGUACGAACCAUUCUUUGACCUUUGACCCCUUCAUGUUUCUCUCCCUCCCACUACCUGUCAAAAAUACGCGUACUGUGUGCGUGCGUCUGGUGUGCACUAAUCCCACAAGGCCCAUCACUAAGUACAAGCUCAAGAUUCCAAAGAGAGGUACUAUCUGGCAACUAAAGGAGAAGCUUAGUCAGCUGUGUGACAUAGAGGCCAGCCACUUGGCAGUGGUGGACGUGUACAAUGGUCGGUUCCACAGGAUCUAUGCUGACAAAGACCCCCUCACACACAUCAUGGAGAAGGAUGACAUCUUCUGUUACCAACUGGAGAAGGAGAAUAUUGGCAAUAGAAAGAUGGUCCAUGUGCCAGUCUACAUGAGGACAGCAAGUGAUAAGCAGUAUUCGUCCAGCUCCCGCUACUAUACGCUAUUCGGACUCCCCACUGUCGCUUAUGUUCCAGCUGAGUGCACGUACAGGACACUGUACACUGCCAUCGUCAGCAAGAUGGGGAAGUGCGUGAAGCUUUGGUCAGAGGUCAAAGAUGAGGUCAAGGCCAGCACUGACAACAAUCAUGAAGAUAUGGAGAGAGAAGGGAACGAGAAUGGAGAUAAUGAGAAUGGGAAUGGAAAUGGAAAUGGGGAUGAGAAUGGAACAAAGGCUACUGAUAAUGAGUCUUCUGCUGAUCCACCUCCCGAGGUAAUGGACGUGGAGGAGGCAACAAAUAACGAAGAGAAGAGUGAGGAGGUCAACAAAGACAAGGGAGAGAGAGAUCUCUUCCGAUUGAUGGUUGUCAAUAGUUACGGUUCUCAGGAUAUCAAAAAGCUGACGGAUGACCCCAAGAAAACUCUACUGCUCUCAGGGUCCACCUACAUUGCCUGUGACUGGGAGGAGGAAGUCAGGGAAAAGUGCUACAAUGAAGACAUGAGCAAGAAGUAUAAUGAACAUGAGAGUUGCCAUGACGACCCGAUAGCGAAGGGUAAGAAUAUUCAACUGAUGGACUGUUUUGAGCUCUUCACUGUCAAAGAAACACUCGGCAAAGAUGAUGAAUGGUAUUGCCCAGAAUGUAAGGAGCAUGUACAAGCAUCAAAGAAGUUUGACCUUUGGACUCUGCCAGACGUCUUGGUGAUCCACUUGAAGAGAUUUUCAUACGACAAGUACUGGAGAGACAAGCUGGAUGUGUUAGUGGACUUCCCAGUGUCUGGGUUAGACCUAUCGUCUCUUGUCAGGUGUCCUGAUGCUCCAGAGCCAGUCUACGAUCUCUACGCUGUCUCUAACCACUUCGGUGGAAUGGGAGGAGGACACUACACUGCCUAUGCCAAGAACAAGAAUAACAAGAAGUGGUACAACUUUGAUGAUAGUCAUGUCUCAGAAACCACCGAAGAUCGUCUUGUGUCUAGUGCUGCCUAUGUACUGUACUACCGUCGGCGUGACGACCAGAGUCGACCAACCAGACGCAGUAUUCUCGAUCGCUCCCUCAGUCAAUCGUUUGCUGAAGAGGAUCGAGAACUAAAGGAAAAGUAUCAGAAGGAGAAAGAAGAUCAGGAGAGCAAGCGAUCUCGUAAUGAAUCAGAGGUGUUCUCUGAAGCUGACGAGGACAACCAAGCCACACCCUCCAACCAAGCCACAACCUCCACUUCGAUGGACGAGCCAGACUGAUCCUCUAGCUACUCCAGUGACUCUAUGAACUGUCUUGUGUUUAAUACUGUAGACCAAAUUUUAGGACUCUUUAAUAUAUUUAUGACGUAUUAUUAAUCUGUUGUAAGCGUUGUGUACGUUGAUUGUUGUUCCAUUUUGGACAAUAUUUAUGUCAAUCUCGUA